UCACCCAGACAUGCCUCGAACCUUCUUCCUGCAGCAACGCACACUUCGAACACACCGUUGUGUUAUUUAGAGAUAAGCCUGGGAACUUUGCUGUUCAACAGAAUGAGUCAAUGAAAGACGUAUGCUUCACAUAAGUCCAACUCAGAAAGAAAAAGGUGUUACACACAGAUAGUUUGAGCAACGUGAUUCUUCUGUUGGUGCUCUGCUCGUCCAGCAAGCUGUGAACAAACGAUUAACGGAAACAACAAAACAGAACGACACGAAAAAACAAACAGCUGUUAAGAUAAAAUUGCUCUGCAUUGCCAAUUUAUUGUCAACCAUACAGUCAAGCCAGUUAUGUACAUCUACUCAACAUAAACCUAACGAAGAAUGGAAGACUUCUUUCAGACAGCUUUCACGACCAGCAAUUCGAAUCUCAGUGUGCAAUGCUUAGUGAACAAAGAAUUCACUUUCCGUUUCUUGUCUUCGGUCUACCUCAUUGUCUUUAUCAUUGGGCUACUUGGCAAUGGUUUUGGAUUGUGGAAUUUGGCCGUCAAUUGGAAGAAGUGGACGUCUUUAAACGUGUUUGUGCUUAAUCUUGGCAUUGCGGAUCUACUCUAUGUUGCCACCCUCCCUUUCUUUGUCUCCUACUACCUCAACAAAGAACAGUGGGUGUUUGGCUACAGUUUUUGCCGUCUUGCACGUUGCCUCUUCCAUGUCAACAUGUACGCAAGUAUAAGCUUCCUCACCUGCAUAAGCGUCCAACGUUAUUUGGGUAUUGUACAUCCGAUGAAAAUGAUGGGACGCUUCCAGAAUCUACGUCACUCUUUUUAUAUCAGCAUCUUGAUCUGGAUUUGGGUAAUAAUUCAGAUUUUACCAAACCUUCACUUUACAAAUGCACUUAAAAAUAAUACCUUCUGCUACGAUUCUACUACGAACAAAUUUUUACCUAUUUAUACACCCUACUCGUUAAUUAUAACAUUUACUGGGUUCUUAAUCCCUUUUAUUAUCAUAGUGAUAUGCUACAUUCGCGUUCUCUCGGUCUUGAAGAAAAACACGAACGUGGACCCCAACUUGAAGCAAAGAAGUAUCAAACUUGUCUUCAUUGUUUUGACAUUAUUUUUUCUCUGCUUUUUCCCUUACUAUACUUUCCGCAAUCUCAAUUUGUUAGCCAGAGUCUGGCAGUUGCAAGGAACUUGUACUCAGACCCUGCGAAACGUCUAUGUUUCAUACCAGGUGACCAGAGGGUUGGCGAGUUUAAACAGUGCCAUUAACCCCUUAGUUUACUUAGUGACCAACGAGAACUUUGUUUCCAAAUUCCGAAGAUUAAGAAGGAGAGCAUGGCACAAGUUUGUCAACUUGGGAAGAAGUCAAGGGCUUCCAGAGAGUAAAACAUUAAAUGAAAAUGUAAACAAUACACUCGAGGAAGCAUGUGAACAAUUAUAACGUGCUCGCAUUAUUUAUCUUUUUGUUUGUCCUGUUUUUUUGUUUUUGUUUUGUUUUGUUUUUCAUUUGCUUAGUUUUUUUUUUCUUUUUAUAUCACAUCACUUUUUUGGGAUGUUUAAGUGACAAUUCAACUGAUUUUUUUGUUGAAGAAAUGAAGACUGUGAGCUAAAACAUUGUUACAAUAUAUAUAUAUAUAUAUAUUCCUUGCAGUAUUAAUUUAGUAGGAAUUCGGGUUAGCUGUGAUAAAUGUACUUCAGAAUUGUUUUAUCUCGAAAAGAUGUAUUUACUGCCGUAAUGCAAGACGGUUUUAUUUAUAAAUACAAAAUACAUACACACAAAUGCUUGUGAUUCAGUCAAUACAUUAUGUGUGUGCGUUUGUCU
Pelobates fuscus (common spadefoot toad) is the source of this 1806-nucleotide messenger RNA. RefSeq names its product P2Y purinoceptor 1-like. Lineage: Eukaryota; Metazoa; Chordata; Amphibia; Anura; Pelobatidae. The record is from RefSeq and is a predicted model, not a curated record. The transcript has a single exon. Bases 370 to 1425 code for a protein of 351 amino acids. Gene Ontology annotation, biological process: G protein-coupled receptor signaling pathway. Gene Ontology annotation, cellular component: membrane. Gene Ontology annotation, molecular function: neuropeptide receptor activity.